CCGAAAGGACGCUGGACACCACUUAGAGAACCCGUUCAAGCGACUUUGACUCGUGCGUUCAAUAUUGCGUGCGUAAUUUUUACCUGGACAGGUCGGAGGGGACAAUUUAGGAGAAAUGUUGCUCACUUUAAAUGACUGACCCACGGAUAUCACAGGAACCGGGAGCCGCGCCGGGAUAUCCUCGGGAAUCAGCACUUUCAACAUGUCAAGAUGCAAGCAGCCUUGUUCCACUGUUGGAGGCACUACAACGUCGAAACAUGGAGGGGAACACCUUUGAGGAGUAACAUAGCCUAAUUCUUUAGCCCAUAAGGAAUGGUCUAACUCCAGACAUGGACAUGUUGCCUAGUUUCACAUUUUGUUUAAUUGCCACACACACCAACAUAAUUGUGUUUAUGCUACAGGAGCAUAACACAAUGGAUUUAAAUCAGGCUUUAGGGGCUGUGUAAUAUAAUGGACUGUUUAACUUGUGUAGCUCAAUAUUUCAACUAUAAUUGCACGAUUAGUUCUGCUCUUAGAGUUAUCACUGCGCAUGAGCUUUCCAUAUUACGCUGAGAUGAGAAAUAUUUGCAGCUUGUGUUUGGAUUAGAUACUUCAUCUCCUCGGGAUUCGCCUUCUGCUGUAAACGAAUGAGAAAGACUUAGAAAGUAUAUUUCUUCACACAAAUGGCAGCGAAGAACUGUAACGAAGAACUGUGUUAGAAGUUGUCAUUCACUCUUUUCGAUGGACAGUAGGAUGCGACGAAAGCAGGACUUUGUCAAGCCUUUCCAUGCUUGUGACUCUGAAUGAAGAAAUGGUCCUUACUUCAGAGUUUCUGCAAGCAAGUUGAAAGCUUCAGCUGGGGACUAUCGCUCUCACUCUUUCUUUUGGGAAUCUUACAUGUUGGAAAAAACAAGUCAGUAUUUGUAUGCAUCAUUCCACUUGCCAAGGUGGUUCAGGGAGCUGUCUUCCUUCAUCAUGGAACACCAAAGUCACCUAGCGAGAAGCGGAACGUAAUGGAUUAUUCUAAGUGCUUUGCUGUGUUACGCCUAACCAAAUGAGACGGUGGAACGGGGUGACGUGUGUUUUUGUUCCGAUUUUUAAAAAUUAGCGUCAUCAAAACAAGUUCAUUAAAAGCAAAACACGUAACAUAGUCCAACCGCCGCCCCCCACCACCACCACCACCACCACCAACACCACCCCCUCCAUCCACCUAACCUGCGGUGGCAAGAACCCCUCUUUGUCAGACUGCGCUCUUGUUUCUGUGAGCUGCACAGCUUCGGAAGAGAGUGGAGAUUGUGUUUCAGGGUCCCGAGGACAUCACCCAGAGACUGGGCCUGACCCGGUUGGAGUAAAGAUAAGGACUGAGAGACCGUGUGGAAUACCAAUUACCUCCCAUCUCCCACGAGCAAUGAACACCAACACAGGUACAGAUAGGAGAGCUGGUCAACGUGACGGUGGACUGAUAUCGAAGCCCGUAGUAAAAAUACACAGCGGCUGAUUUGUUGCUCAAAAGAAUCUAUUAGAAUUGCAUUUGAAUGCUCAUUAGUUGCAAUCUCAUUAGUUGUAACAGUUAGUGGAAACAAGCAACAUACAUCAAAGAUAAUGUUUGAUGAAGAGUUCAACCUUGACUCUGUGUACAUUACAUGAAGCAGUCCAUGAUAAUGUAUGUUACAGGGACGAGACUUUACCUUGGACCAGCUAUGCUUUCCCUAGCCUUGAUUUGAACUCUUACGAGUGUGGGACGGCUUGAUAAGAUGGAGCCAGACAACAGCACGCUGGAGCCUUUCCUCUUGAACGGCACGGCCGAGGCGGCGAGCACGGACGCCCCCUGGGACCCCGCCACCCUCCUGGGCCUGCAGAUCUCGCUGUCGGCCAUCCUGGCCGUGGUGACGCUGGCCACCGCGCUGUCCAACGGCUUCGUCAUCGCCACCAUCUUCCUGACGCGCAAGCUGCACACGCCGGCCAACGUGCUGAUCGGCUCGCUGGCCGUCACCGACCUGCUGGUGUCCAUCCUGGUCAUGCCCAUCGCCAUCCUCUACACGGUCAGCAAGACGUGGACGCUGGGCCAGAUCGUCUGCGACAUCUGGCUCUCGUCGGACAUCACCUUCUGCACGGCGUCCAUCCUGCACCUGUGCGUGAUCGCGCUGGACCGCUACUGGGCCAUCACCGACGCGCUGGAGUACUCGCGGCGCCGGACCAUGCGGCGCGCCGGCCUGAUGAUCGCCGUCGUGUGGGUCAUCGCCAUCUCCAUCUCCAUCCCGCCGCUCUUCUGGCGGCAGGCCAAGGCGCACGAGGAGCUGACCGACUGCAUGGUCAACACCGACCAGAUCUCCUACACCAUCUACUCCACGUUCGGCGCCUUCUACGUGCCCACCGUGCUGCUGGUCAUCCUGUACGGCCGCAUCUACGUGGCGGCGCGCUCGCGCAUCCUCAAGUCGCCGGCCGCCUGCGGCAAGCGCUUCACCACCGCGCAGCUCAUCCAGACGUCGGCCGGCUCCUCGCUCUGCUCCCUCAACUCGGCCUCCAACCAGGAGGGCAACCUGCACCCCAUGGUGGGCGCGGGGCCGGGGCAAGCCGGCGGGCAGGGCGGCGGCGGCGGCAGAACCGGAGGCAGCGGCGGCUCGCCGCUCUUCGCCAACAGCGUGAAGGUGAAGCUGGCCGACAACGUGCUGGAGCGCAAGCGCCUGUGCGCCGCCCGCGAGAAGAAGGCCACCAAGACGCUGGGCAUCAUCCUGGGCGCCUUCAUCGUCUGCUGGCUGCCGUUCUUCGUGGGCACGCUGGUCAAGGCCAUCUGCAAGGAGUGCUGGUUCGACCCGCUGCUCUUCGACGUCUUCACCUGGCUCGGCUACCUGAACUCCCUCAUCAACCCCGUCAUCUACACCAUCUUCAACGACGAGUUCAAGCAGGCCUUCCAGAAACUCAUCAAGUUCAAACCAUGCUAUUAGCAACGCUUUCUAAUUAGAAUCACUCUAUCAUUACGUGGACUGGGUGGAAAAAAAAACAGUGGCUACAGCUACAAAAUGUGUGUUCAUGGUGAUCACGUGUUCUCAUGCAAAUAGAAGUCAUGGUGACGUGGCGAUACAUUUCCAUGCAGACACACAUUGACACGCCUUGAGGAUCUUUAGUGCCAUAUACAUGUCUUGUGUUCUCUUUGUAAAAAUUGUGCAUGUGCGCUCAAGAGGGGAAGUUGUCUUUGUGUUUCAGGAGUCAUCAUCUGCCUUAGCAAAGGGGAAAAGACACUGCUCAAGACUCAAACAUGUGCUUCUACAUGGCUGCAGAGCGCCUCAUCUAGAAUGAAGUGGACCUCAUUAGAGUAGACUGGGGAACGGAUAUGAUUGAAUGGCUAUACUGAGCUUUUAACUUGAAUGAAGAUGGGACGUCAUGCAUUGUGGUCCAUCAUGUAAAAUUCAUGGACUCCACCUUAAAAUGCUUGUCAUGUGAGAGAAUAUAUUAUAUAGAGUUUUAGUGCAACUGAAUUGUGUGUGUUGUGUGUACAAUGGCAAGAAUGUGUAUCUGUGUACAGUGCCAGCUGCGAUUCACAUUGAAUUACAUUUAGAAGUUUGGCUCAUCCCUAAAUUUGGUAUAAAGGUCACCAAUUCUAUUUGCUUACGUUUGUUUGAAACACUCUAUCAGUAGAUUUCUUAUGUUUGAGUUCAUACCACAAUACAGUAUGUUGGAGACACUGUCUUUAAUGUUUUCUGUAAA
Molecule: messenger RNA, 3684 nt
Organism: Sardina pilchardus (European sardine)
Lineage: Eukaryota; Metazoa; Chordata; Actinopteri; Clupeiformes; Clupeidae
Gene: htr1d
Product: 5-hydroxytryptamine (serotonin) receptor 1D, G protein-coupled
Exons: 2
Coding region: 1734-2924 (396 amino acids)
Biological process (GO): smooth muscle contraction; chemical synaptic transmission; adenylate cyclase-inhibiting serotonin receptor signaling pathway
Cellular component (GO): dendrite; plasma membrane
Molecular function (GO): G protein-coupled serotonin receptor activity; neurotransmitter receptor activity
Source: RefSeq, a predicted model, not a curated record